UUCUAAUACAGCGACUCCGUUUUGAGAGACGUGGAACUCGACGUGUGUCAUCCAACCCCGUCCAAGAGGCUGCUGGUGGAGUUACGUCCAGGAUGGACGUAUAGAAAGGCCAAUAAAUCAACGAACGACCGGGGGGGAGGAGAGAAAAAAAAGGAAAUUCCCUUCUGUUCUUUCCUCUUCGCGAGCAUCUUGCACUGCGCAGUGUUGGCGCGCCACCGGGGUGUUGUGCGCAUUUUCUGUCGUUCUGGCAGCAUUUCUGAGGCAAACCGGAAAGAGUCAACCUGAAAACCUUCAUUUGAAAGCUCUUUUUAAAUGCGGUGACACGCGAGGAAAGACAGUCACACCUUGACGCCCCCCGACCCCCCUCUCCAAACGGGAUAUUUCACCGACCGAUCGAGUGUCGACACCGCAAUUUCCCAAUAAUAUUUGUUGGACCCUCCGAGGAGCCUCGCUCGCACCGCGUUUUCCAUUGGCCUAUUUCUUGUAUUCUUCCUGCGGGCUGAGAGAAUCGCUUUCAUUGCCGCCAGAGCGUUACAUAACCGAGCGGCAUUCGCUGUCCGAGGUGCUGAACUGCACGGUUGGAGCGUAGAACGGGACGAGCCGAGGGGGAUUCACAACCUGGCAAGGUCACGGGCCUGCAUCUGAACGGGGAAGAGGAACGCACGGCAUUCGAUCGCCGAACCGCCGGGACGCCGCCGGGUUACGUUCUUCCUAUCAUUUUUUUUCUCCUUCUUUUCCAAUCGUCCCCGGGUGACAUACAUUCUUGAGGUGGUCGAUUCAACGGAGAGAAAAUGUCGGGGCAAACGCUCACGGAUCGCAUCGCCGCUGCGCAAUACCAGCUAACGGGAUCGGACAUGGCCCGGGCUGUCUGCAAAGCCACCACUCACGAAGUGAUGGCGCCCAAGAAAAAGCACCUGGAGUACUUGGUGUCGGCGACCAACACCACCAACGUGAACAUCCCUCAGAUGGCCGACACGCUGUUUGAGCGAGCCACCAAUGCCAGCUGGGUGGUCGUCUUCAAGGCCCUCGUCACCAGUCACCACAUGUGUAUCUACGGAAACGAGAGGUUCAUUCAGUACUUGGCUUCCAGGACAUCCCUGUUCAACCUGAGCAACUUUAUCGACAAAACCGGCUCUCACGGCUAUGAUAUGUCUACAUUCAUCAGACGGUACGGACGAUACCUCAACGAGAAAGCCUUCGCCUACCGCCAGAUGGCUUUUGAUUUCACCAGAGUCAAGAAAGGUGCCGAGGGUGUGAUGAGGACCAUGACCACCGAGAAGCUGUUGAAAGGCAUGCCCGUCCUGCAGACUCAGAUUGACACGCUGCUGGAGUUUGACGUUCACCCCAAGGAGCUUAACAAUGGCAUCAUCAACGCUUCCUUCCUGCUGCUCUUCAAGGACCUGGUCAAGCUGUUUGCGUCCUACAACGACGGCGUCAUCAACCUAUUAGAGAAAUACUUUAAGAUGAAGAAGAGCGACUGUAAGGAGGCCCUGGAGAUCUACAAGAGGUUCCUGACCAGGGUGACAAAGAUCGGGGAGUUCGUGAAGCUGGCCGAGACAGUCGGAGUCGAGAAAAACGACAUUCCCGACAUCAACUACGCCCCCAGCAGUAUACUGGAAAGUCUGGAAACACACAUGAACGGUUUGGAAGAUGUAAAGGGUGGAAAGAAGGGUGAAGGGUCUCCAACCAAGGGGUCUCCGACGAACAACGUGUCCCCGACAUCGACUCCAGCCAAAUCUUCAAACGCUGUUCCAGCACUGCAGCCUCCUCCGGGGGAGAACGCCGCCGCCGCCGCCGCCGCUGCUGAGCCGGCUGAAGAUUCCUUGUUGGACCUGGAUCCUCUGUCCUCCUCGGGUCCCUCGGGACAAUCAGCUGCCCCCACGUCAUGGGGAGAUCUUCUUGGUUCAGAAAUGGGCGAUUCCUUGGUAACUGAACCCACCCUCGCGGCAGAGCCCGCCCCCUCCUCUGCAGCAGCCACGCCCACUCCUGCAGCGGCAGAACCUGGAGCCUCUCUGGCUCCUCCCACUAGCGCAGCAGCCGCCUCCUCCCCUGCCGCCGCGAAUAUGGAUCUGUUGGGAGAUGCCUUUGCAACACCCGCGCCUGCCACCGAGGCCUCUGCGGCGGCCGCCGAAGCCGGGGGCGCCGCGGCCGCCGCCGCGUCUGCCCCCGCUGCCAACGCUGGAGCUGAGUCCACAGGAGGAGACGCCUCAGCCGCCGCCGCCGCCCCCGGCGCUGAGCUCAUGUCAGUAUUUGAUGGACUAGGGGAUGUAAUGAAGCCCACUCUGACCCCUCAGGCGGGGGAUGUUGACGCCUCCAUGGCCAACAUGGCAAGUAAUCUCUCAAUGGGAUCCCCAGCAGCACCUCAGGUAGCUCCCCCCUGUUGGGGUGCUCCCAUGACCGUACCCAUGGGUGCUCCUCCUUUUAUGGGGACUUACCCCAGCUUCAGCAUGGCCGGGGGUCCCAUGAUGCCGAUGGCGAGGCAAAGCUUCCCUGCCACCGGGGCAACUCCUGGAGCGCCGAUGUCUCCCGGAGCGGCCCAGAGCCCCAGAAAGCCUCCACCACCGAGGAACGCUCUGGACGACCUCAACAUUAAGGACUUCAUGUAGACAAACUGGCCCGUAGAGCCCCCGAGGUUUGUCGUUGUGUCUGGAACUCUGUGGAUGUGGAUGGCUGCACCUCCCCCACUGCCUGCCCCUCGGUUACGCCCCAGCCCCUACAGCCAGCCAGCCAUCACACCUAUACGAUCUUUGCCCUCUGACCUCGCACCAGCCGCGACCCACAACACCCCCUCCUUCCUCCACCCUCCUUAUCUAAUGUUGUAGCACAACUGUGAAUGUGAACCCUAGUUACCGAAAAACAAAACUCUGUGUAUGUGUGUGUGUGUGUGUGGGUGUGUGUGUAACUCAGUGUUAACCUUUACUUAAUAUACUAUGACAAAAAAAUUACAAAAAAAUAAAUAAAUGUGUAUUUAGAUUCAUUCUGUUUUUUUGCAUAUCAGCUGACUUGGAAUGGUGGAUAAAUGUUGGCAUCUCUCAGACGAGGGCCGUGUUGUUAAAUGUGUUCGGUGUGCGUAUCUUCACUGGCCGAUCCUCACUCUUCUGCCCCUGUCGUCCAAACUAAUACUGAGCUUUGUUAAUGUCAUCGGAAUCUUGGUUGUACCAAUAUCUGCUUGGCCAUUCAUCCACCCACCUGCCGACUUCCAAGACGUAUCUGAAAACAACUGGGAAUCUGGACUUAUCAACGAACACAGCUGAUUGUGUUCACUUUCACUUUUUUUAAAAUCUUUUUUUCCCCUUUUUUUUCUUUAGUGGUUUUAUGAAACAUGCAAAAAUUUGUGAACUGUGUUCAAGUUUAUUUAUGCAUUUUAGACUGUUUUAAAUUAUAGAUAAUACAUAUUUUCUUUAACCUUUAUUUUGAGACUAAAGUGUAUAAUAUAUUUUUAGUUAUGUCACAUAAUACAGUUGAAAAAAGGCAAGUAGACGUAACAAAAAAAAGAAAGAAAUCCCGCCUUCUUUGUAAAUACCUCUCAGUCUGUAAUCAGAGGCAGUAUUGAGUGGAGCCGUUGCCCCUGUUGUGCCCUCUGCUGGUGUGGAGUGAUACUGCACCAGGACGCAUCCCAAUACUCCCAGAGCUCCUUCCCUCGCCUCUGGCCACGUUAGGGUGGAAAUCAAAGGGACAAGGAGGCACCUGUGUACGUGAUUGGUGUGUGAUCUCGGCCCUCUUUGAGCAAGGCAGCAGCGGGCGGUUUUGCUCCUGUCUCGAGGACUCUCACUGUAAAGCACUCAAGUAUACGCUGGAUGUUUUGUGUGUUGUUUAUUUCCAAAAGUGACUGUAUCUUAAUCCUUUGUGGCAUUGACAAAGUGUGAAAAGUGAAAACAAAAAGAACGUGGAUAAAUAUUGUUUGCUAAGUAUUCAAAUGAAGGCUGUGUUGUUUAUUUUGGAGGUUAUUACGGACGCCAUUGUUCUUUCUCCCUCGUCCCCACCUGCAUGUGAGUCCAAUUGAGAUGCAAUAAAAGACAAAUACACUGA
Molecule: messenger RNA, 4029 nt
Organism: Gasterosteus aculeatus aculeatus (three-spined stickleback)
Lineage: Eukaryota; Metazoa; Chordata; Actinopteri; Perciformes; Gasterosteidae
Source: RefSeq, a predicted model, not a curated record